Molecule: messenger RNA, 3780 nt
Organism: Phasianus colchicus (ring-necked pheasant)
Lineage: Eukaryota; Metazoa; Chordata; Aves; Galliformes; Phasianidae
Gene: RHBDF2
Product: rhomboid 5 homolog 2
Biological process (GO): regulation of protein secretion; regulation of epidermal growth factor receptor signaling pathway
Cellular component (GO): endoplasmic reticulum membrane
Molecular function (GO): serine-type endopeptidase activity
Source: RefSeq, a predicted model, not a curated record
GCCCCGUCCCGCCCGGCCCAGGUGGAGGCGGCGGCGCCGGUGCCGGCGGUGGGAGCGGGGCGUGGAUGCGGCGAGCAUCAACCCCACCAGGCAGAGCAAGAGAACCUCAGCCAUGCCCUGGGGCUGCCAUGCGUGAAGGACAGAGGAGAAGGAAGAAGGACCCCUGUGAGACGCACUGCGUGGGAUCCCUGCCACUCUUAUGAGCCUGCCACCCACUCAAGAUGGCAUCCAGCAACAAGAAUGGGAGCAGCCGCUCCAGCAGCAGCCGCCUGCAGAGCAAGAAGCCCCCCAACCUCUCCAUCGUGAUCCCCCCGCCCCGGGAGGCGGAGGAAGAUGGCACCCACAAGGAGGUGAGCUCUGGGAGGCACCUCUCCGUCCCAAGUGGGGUUUGGUAUAUCCGUUGUUAUCCUCUGUGCUCUGUAACCCUGUGCUCUGCCUCCCAGCCCUCCAAGGUGCCCAUCUAUCGGAAGAGCAAGAGCCUGCAGGAGCCACGCUCGAAGGGAUAUGAGAGCUCAGAGCGGCGGCCGGGCUUCCGCCGACAGACAUCUCUGUCCCAGAGCAUCCGCAAGGGCACGGCGGAAUGGUUUGGCGUCAGCGGCGACUGGGAGGGGAAGCGGCAGCACUGGCAGCGCCGAAGCUUGCAGCACUGCAGCAUGAGAUACGGCAAACUGAAGGCUGCCUAUCGCGACAUGGAGCUGCCCAGCCAGGAGGUGCCCUCCUUCCAAGGCACCGAGUCACCCAAACCGGCCAAGAUGCCCAAGAUCGUGGACCCUCUGGCCAGGGGCCGUCCCUUCCGCCACCCCGAUGACACCGACCGUCCCCAUACACCCCACCACGUCCUGCCCCCGCACACCCCUGGCGUUGCAUCGCUGGCAUCCCUGGGCAGUGCCCGCUCUGGUUACAGCCGCCUGCCGCGCCGCAAGAGGCUUUCUGUGGCACACAUGAGCUUCAGGGCGGCCGCCGCGCUGCUCCGUGGCCGCUCUGUGUUAGAGCCUCUGGCUGAGAAGCAGAGGAGCACCAAGAGGAGCUUCAUGUACCCCAGCUUCAUGGAUGAGGAUGUGGUGGACAUCGCUGACACACUGGACUCCUCCUUCUUCAGUAAGAUGGACACACACGACGAGACCUAUUCCAUGCCAGAUGACGUCUUCGAGUCACCACCGCUUUCAGCCACGUAUUUACGCAUGCAUUCAGUGGGGGAGGAUGUCAGGGCAUCCCCAGAGGUGGAACAGACUGCACUACGUGAGGGUGCCCGUCUCGCUGCUGCCUCAGUUGGCCCUGCCCCCCAGAGGGGCAGACGCAUCGCUUCCAAAGUGAAGCACUUUGCCUUCGACCGCAAGAAACGCUACUAUGGACUGGGGGUGGUGGGGCAGUGUCUGAACAGGACGUACCGCCGCAGCCUCAGCAGCAUCGUGCAGUCACAGCUGGAGAUCACCGACAGCCACCGGCCAUAUUUCACCUACUGGAUCACCUUUGUCCACAUCCUCAUCACCUUGCUGGUCAUUGGCACGUAUGGCAUUGCUCCCAUUGGCUUCACCCAGCACGUGACGACAGAGUUAGUGCUGAGGAACAAAGGUGUGUAUGAAAGUGUCAAGUACAUCCAGCAGGAGAACUUCUGGAUCGGGCCCAGUUCAAUCGACCUGAUCCAUCUGGGAGCCAAAUUCUCACCCUGCAUCCGGAAGGACCGCCAGGUGGAGCGGCUCAUCCAACGCGAACGGGACCGGGAGCGGAACUCUGGCUGCUGCGUCCAGAAUGACAAAUCAGGCUGCAUCCAAACACUGCCGCAGGACUGCUCGGAAACGCUGGCGACGUUCAUCAAGUGGCCCAACAACAACACGCCGACCAUGGGCUCCGGUGAGAAGCGCACGUCGGGGGCUGUGUGUCACCAGGACCCCAGGACGUGUGAAGAACCGGCCUCAAAUCCCCCCCACGUGUGGCCAGAUGACAUCACCAGGUGGCCGAUCUGCACCUACGAGACCAAAACCAACCACACAGGCCUCCCUCACAUGGACUGCCAGAUCAAGGGCAGGCCCUGCUGCAUCGGCACCAAGGGCAGCUGUGAGAUCACAACGCGGGAGUACUGCGAGUUCAUGCAUGGCUACUUCCACGAGGAGGCAACGCUCUGCUCACAGGUGCACUGCCUGGAUGAAGUCUGUGGCCUCCUGCCCUUCCUCAACCCGGAGGUCCCCGACCAGAUCUACCGCCUGUGGCUGUCCCUGUUCCUGCAUGCAGGCAUCAUCCACUGCCUGGUGUCGGUGACCUUCCAGAUGACGGUGCUACGGGAUCUGGAGAAGCUGGCAGGCUGGCACCGCAUCUCCAUCAUCUUCAUCCUCAGUGGCAUCACAGGCAAUCUGGCCAGUACCAUCUUCCUGCCAUACAGGGCAGAGGUGGGCCCUGCUGGGUCUCAGUUCGGUUUGCUGGCUUGCCUCUUCGUGGAGCUCUUCCAGAGCUGGCAAGCGCUGGAGAAGCCAUGGAAAGCCUUGUUCAACCUCUCUGGCAUCGUCCUCUUCCUCUUUGUCUGCGGCCUCCUGCCCUGGAUCGACAACAUCGCCCACCUCUUCGGCUUCCUCAGCGGCCUGCUGCUCUCCUUUGCCUUCCUGCCCUACAUCACCUUCGGCACGAUGGACAAGUACCGCAAGCGGGCCAUGAUCAUCGUGUCCCUGCUGGUCUUCCUGGGCCUCUUCACCUCGCUGUUCAUCUGGCUGUAUGUCUACCCCAUCAACUGGCGCUGGAUCGAGUACCUCACCUGCCUGCCCUUCACCAGCAAGUUCUGUGAGAAGUACGAGCUGGAGCAGGUCCUGCACUGACCCACGGAGGGGCUGCGGGGCUGGGGCCGGCCUGCUCAGAGCCUCCAGGCCCUGCUAACCCCAGGACAGCUUGUGGGGUGAGGCAGCAACCGGGCCCCACAGUGCCAAUCCUACUGUGAACACAACCCCCCUUUUUGCAGGGGCACUUUUGUACCUAUGGCUCUUGGCCAUAUCCAUCACCUCGGGGCUGCCUGGGGCUUACAGGGGCUCUGUGACCACGCUCUGGUUCAUCCCUUUCUCCGACCCGUCCCAGUGGGAUGGGGUCCUCCAGCACUUCUCAGCCCUGGGAUUUUUAAUUUUGGGAGGCUGGAGGUGUUUUCUUGAAUGGGCUGUGGGGGGACCCUGGUGGUUUCCACAGUGGAGGACUCUGGAGGUUUGGGUGUGUUUUUGUUUUUGUUUUUUUUGCAGCUCUGACACUCUCAGAGCUGAGGAUUGAAGGUAUUUUUCAGCCCCCUGUUUGCUCCCCAGGGGCUCAGGAGCAAAGCUGUUCUCCUCAUGGUGGGAUGAGGGUGCUGCUUUUUCCCCUCAUCUCGGUGAGGUUCCCCCUGAAAGUGGAGCACUGUGCUGGUAUGUAAGCAUAGAAGGAAGCACUCCAGUGGUUUUGUUCAGGUCCUUCUGGAACCCCAGAGUGAGGCAAGGCUUGGCUCCUCAGGACCCCCUCCUGCUGCUGCUCUGGACCCAUGGUGUCACAUCUUGUCCUUCAGGGUGUAACCCUGUGCUGUGUGUGACAGCGCUGUUAACAGGAGCAGCACAAGUCCCCCAUCAAAACAAGAAUCCAGGUGCUGGAGUCUCAGCCCCACGUGUGCCCCCCCUGCUCCGCCGCAGGCCGGCUGCAGCCCCAUUCCUUGCUCCUCUGGUGCUGCUCCAGCCACACAUUGGCACCUCACCUCAGUUGUCUCUUUUUGAUACUUUUUUUUUUUAAAAAAAAAAAAGCUGUGGAAUUUUUUUGACCCUGAAUAAAUUUCUACCUGUAUUU